Moneuplotes crassus is the source of this 1021-nucleotide messenger RNA. The record is from the annotation of a GenBank genome assembly. NCBI's taxonomy places the organism in Eukaryota, Ciliophora, Spirotrichea, Euplotida, Euplotidae.
UUUAUUGAAUGAUACUACUGUCACUUCAUGCUUAUUUUUAAUGAAAGCUUGACUAUUUAUUGCGCUGAGGAGAUGCUGCUACACUUGCUGGUGUCUUGAAAAAGACUCUACCUCUUUGACCUAAAAAUUGUCUUCUUUUCUCUGUUCAAUCUACUGAGGAUUGGAUGGCAUUUUCCAGAUCUUUAUAAGCAAGUUGUUCUAAUCUCUGGCUGUUUCUUAAUCUUUCUAAUAUUUCUUUUUCUUCUUUCUCCAUAGCACUAAUCUCUCUACUAACUUGUUCUGAUAUCUUUUGCUGGUCUUCUAGUCUCAUCGAGUAAUGUAUUUGACAUUGCUUCUUCCUGUCUUCAUUUCUAUUUGCGUAGCUUUUGCUGAACUCUAUUUUCUUCAAGUCGUAUUCUAUCUCUUUUAAUUCUAUUUUCUUUCAUUUCCUUCUUCUUUCAUUUGUUUUUAUACAAGAGUGCAAAAUUUGUUUCAUCCCUACAUUGAUGAUAACUUUUCACCCGGUCAGCAAGGUUCUGCUGCCACUUGCUUCGAUAUGUAAGCUUGUUUAGCUCCCUGACUUUUCUGACUCUGGCUUGCUUUCUUUGAGUCUGCAAUAUAUCUUGUUUCUCUUUAUGCAUUCUGUCUUUAAAUCUUUUCUGGUUUCUUUCUCUUAUUUCGAGAAUAGUCUGAGCUUUAUGUUUAGUUUUCUUGAUCUUAUUGGUUAAUUUCUCUUCCUCUUUCUUCAGCAUGAUUAGUCUAUUACUAAGGAGUACCCUAUCAUGAAGCAGAAAUGAGUUUUCUUUCUUAACAUCUAGUAAAGAGAGAGAAUUCUUUCCAGAAAGAGCUUGAUCUUCUUGGCUAAAAUCUCGAGGAGUUGGCUUUAGAGUAGUGUUAUUCUGCUUGUUUUAUGAGGCCCGAUUGACGAAGGAUUAGAACCUUUUCGGAACUUAUUUAGGCGAAGACAUGUCUUUUCUGUGGUCAGAGCCUGAGCUAGGAAGAGAUUGACGUGAUUUUGGAGAUUGUGAGGAGUUCAUUUUAA